GUAGGUCUGGGAGGUAGACGGCGUCCAAUUGAUUUGUUUUUUGUUGGUUCGGACUUACUUGACCUGUUCUCCGAUGCGUAGUUCUUUAAUUUCCAAAGAAAUCGACCCGUUACACACUCAAAAUGUGGAGGUCUUUUGUCGUGUUAAACCGUCUUACUCGCAGGGGAUUUCCUGUAUUGAGGUUUGUGAUGAAAAAACCAUAAAGUCUGUCGGUCACCGCUCUGGGAAUAAGAAAGAAACUUCGCACUCAUUUACUUGCGUUAUUUCACCUGAUGCAGGACAAGAUGUUGUGUUUCAGAAAGUUGCUUUCCCUGUGGUUACUGACUUUCUGCAUGGGAAAAAAGGCUUACUGUUCACCUAUGGAGUUACUGGCAGUGGCAAAACCUACUCUAUGGAGGGUUCUUCAAAGGACCCUGGCAUUUUACCACGUUCACUUGAUGUUAUUUUUAAUUCUAUCGGACAGUUCCAGACAAAAAAACAUGUGGUAAAACCUGAUGGUUUCAACGGGUUUAUUAUUCAGUCAGAGGCAGAUGCACUCAUGGAUCGUCAUCGAUCUGAUUUCCAGCAGCGUUCGCGCUUGCCAAAAUCUGAUGUUAAAUCUGUGAAUAUGGUUGAAAGAACUCGCGAAUCGAUAUCUGUGAACGUUCCAUGGAAGUCCUUGUUUGCAGUCUUCGUAUCCCUCAUUGAAGUAUAUAACAACAGUAUAUACGAUCUACUUCAAGAUGUUUCAGACUUACCAGGAAGGAAUUUAACAACUCGGAUAUUGCGGGAAGAUUCCCAAAGAAAUGUGUACGUUUAUGGAGGGGUCGAAGUAGAAGUUAAGUCGGCUGACGAGGCUCUUGAUGUGUUUUGUGCAGGUCAGAAACGCCGUCGAAUAGGACAAACGGCAUUAAAUGUUGAGUCCAGUCGAAGCCAUUGUGUUUUUACUAUUCGACUGGUGAGGACGGGUUAUGAUACAAAGUAUGACGAAGCUGUUCAAGAUAAGGAGUCUGUCGUCAUCAGUCAUUUAUGCCUUGUGGAUCUCGCUGGUUCCGAACGUACAAGCCGUAGUGGGACGCAGGGAAAUCGCUUGAAGGAAGCAUCUAACAUUAACAAUUCCCUAAUGAAUCUUCGAAAGUGUAUCAAAGCCUUGCGUGAUAUUCAAACUAAUGGAAGUAAAAGUCGGGGAACCACAACUACUCCUGUUGGACACACACGUGUUGUUCCAUACCGUGAUGCUCGGUUAACAUAUCUUUUUAAGAACUUCUUUGAGGGCGAUGGUCGUGUUGCAAUGCUUGUCUGCAUUCAGCAAGCACCAGAAGAAUACGAGGAAACCAUGCACGUCCUUAAAUUUGCUGAGACAAGUCAGGAAUUAACAACCUACCGCAAUAUUGUCCAACCAACUCCCUUUCGUGCACCCUAUGGCCAGAGCCGUCCACGACUACAAACUCCUGUACGUGUUUCUGAUGAUUCUUCAAGUACAACAGAAAAUUCUGUCGUAACUGUUAACAUUGAUGAUCAGUCUACUCAAAUUUUUGCUGAUUUGGAUUUCUUGGAUCGUGAAAUCACUUCUUGUUUAAACAAAAUGUCUAACGGCGAUAGUUUCGUCGGUUUAAAUCUGGAUUUCGAUAUAACUGAUUUUAAUGACUCUGACAUACUUGCCGGUCUUGGUUUACAGGAUCAAAAUUCAGAUUUGUCUCCUGAUGAAAGUGAACAAGACUCAGCACCUGAACAAGACAGGUUACCAAGGCCAUUUCUCGAUUUAAAAAUUAUUGACACAAAUCCUUUACGAGCUUUAAUUAAUCGUCGAUUAGAACGUAAGAAACAGGCUUAUGAUUCCUUGCAAACAUUAUUUCCUAAUCUCCAGGCUCUAUUCAUUGAAUUACUGAAUAAUGAAAAGCAUAUCAGUCCGGAAGUUGUCACAACAAAUCAACCGAAACCUGGAAGAAAUUUAGUCAGUACAUUAUCCAAACAGUGGGAAUCAAGACUAGCUCAACAACAAGCAGAAUCAAAAUUACUGUCACGUCCUAAUAAUAACAAUACCAAAAGAAUUGACGACAGGGUCGCAUUGACUCCUGGUAAACUAAAUGAAAGACGUGCUGCUCCAGCGUUUAAUCCUCGUCACCGUCGAUCUCGAUCAGUCGGUGGGGAUAAUGCGCGUUGGUUAGAGCAUCAAGAAGCUAAUAAUACACCUUUAGGCACAAUAUUUACACCAAAUUUGAAACAUCGGAAAUCUGUUACACGUGUUGAACUGAAAGAUACUCUGAAUGCGGAUAACUAUCUUUUACAUCAUCAAGAGGCAGAUUCAGAUGGUAACGUUGAAACAAGUCUUUUUAAAGGUGCCAUUAUUCCUACUGCUGGUGGCGGUUCGGCUGUUGUUUUUAAUGAUAUAGAAGUUUUACGUCAGUCUUCUCCAGGCCGCGAACAAAGGAAAAGUCGCCCCAGAGGCGCUGAUGCUAAUUUGAAACAAGUUAUAAGUGAAACUUCUCGUCGAUCAGGGAUAAAACGUCGCUAUUCUAAUUCACCAACGAGAAGACCUUCUAAUGAAUCUGUCUCAACACAUAGUUCUCAAAGCACAAUGGCAUCUGACUAUUGUCCUAUGAGUCCAUCUAUAGAAAAAUUCUCAGCAGCUUAUAACGAUGCUAAAUGUUAUAUCGCGAUUGACAGUAAUGGAGGCAUGGGCUUACGAAAAAGGUCCAGAUUGUAAAAAAAAACGUCGAAAGUAAAACUGAUUACUUUUUUGGUUGUCUAUUUAUUACUAUUAAAAAACUACUAACUUAUCCAUACUCAUGUGCAUAUUUUUUGUUUUUAACCGUUAAAGCUAUUUAUAUUUCAUUAGUCUUUUUUCAAUGCUUAUUUUUGACGUACUGUAACACUUACAUCAGAUUCCUUUAUAAAAUUGAAUACACUUAUUUUAUAACUCUUCUCGAA
This is a messenger RNA of Schistosoma spindalis, 2910 nucleotides long. The record is from the annotation of a GenBank genome assembly. NCBI's taxonomy places the organism in Eukaryota, Metazoa, Platyhelminthes, Trematoda, Strigeidida, Schistosomatidae.